Messenger RNA from Emys orbicularis (European pond turtle), 1302 nucleotides. RefSeq names its product secernin 1 (gene SCRN1). NCBI's taxonomy places the organism in Eukaryota, Metazoa, Chordata, Testudines, Emydidae. The record is from RefSeq and is a predicted model, not a curated record. Gene Ontology annotation, molecular function: dipeptidase activity; cysteine-type exopeptidase activity. Bases 58 to 1302 code for a protein of 414 amino acids. Gene Ontology annotation, biological process: proteolysis. The transcript has 8 exons.
GAUACAGAUGCACAUGACACUCUAGGGAAGUGUGGUCUGGAUGAAAUUACUAUAAGGAUGGCUGUGGCUCCUCCCAGUUAUUGUUUUGUUGCUUUUCCACCACGCACUAAAGAUGGGCUUGUUGUGUUUGGAAAAAAUUCUGCACGGCCUCGAGAAGAAGUACAGGAGGUGGUCUACUUUGCUGCUGCUGGUCAUGAUCCAGGAAGCAAAGUUGAGUGUACAUACAUUGCAAUUGAUCAAGUGCCGAAGACUCAUGCUAUUAUGCUAAGCAGACCUGCUUGGCUUUGGGGGUCAGAAAUGGGAGCCAAUGAACAUGGAGUCUGCAUCGCUAAUGAAGCCAUCACCACCAGAGAGCCAGCUUCUGAAACUGAAGCCCUGCUGGGAAUGGAUCUUGUCAGGCUUGGCCUAGAAAGAGGCGCAACAGCUAAAGAGGCCUUAGAUGUAAUAGUUUCUUUGUUGGAAGAGCAUGGACAAGGUGGAAAUUAUUAUGAAGAUGGGAGCUCCUCCUAUGCUUUCCAAAGCGCAUUUCUGAUUGUGGACAGAGCAGAAGCCUGGGUAUUGGAGACUGUUGGGAAAUAUUGGGCAGCAGAAAAAAUCACAGAGGGAGUAAAGUGCAUUUGCAACCAGCUUUCAUUAACCACAAAAAUUGAUGUUGAGCAUCCUGAGCUUAGGAGUUAUGCAGAGACUCAAGGCUGGUGGACUGGAGAUACAGAAUUCAAUUUUUCUGAAGUGUUUUCUCUAGCUGAGGACCAUUUAGGCUGCUGUUCAGGCCAGGAGAGCCUAGAAAAACAAGAAGGAAAUAUCACUGUGCAAACAAUGAUGGAUGUCUUGCGUGACAGAGCUAGUGGUGUCUGCGUGGACUCCGAAACUUUCCUCACUACAGCUAGCAUAGUGUCUGUUUUGCCUCAGAAGCCUAGUUCUCCCUGUAUUCACUACUUCACUGGCACUCCGGACCCUUCAAGGUCCAUAUUUAAACCUUUCAUCUUCGUUGAUGAUGUCAAACUAGUACCAAAAGUUCAAUCGCCUUUUCUUGGUGAUGACGAUCCUGUAAAAAAGAAACCUCGGUUCCAGGAGAGGCCUGACCGGAGACACGAACUGUACAAGGCACAUGAGCGGGCCCGAUCUGUCACUGAGAAUGAUCAGGAUAAAGGUCAGAAGCUGAUGAGGAUUAUGUUAGACCUUGAAAGACAAGGCUUAGAAGCUAUGGAGGACAUCCUCACCAGUACAGAGGUUCUGGAUCCUGCUGAAGUAGUAGACCUUUUCUAUGACUGUGUCGAUACAGAAAUUAAGUUCUUCAAGUGA